UUCCAGGGCAGCUAACUUAACGCCGAUCUCGGAAAAUUUCCUAAAUUUGCUCGGCCGGUCCUACAAAUUUCUCAUAUUUACUGCUUUCAACCAUAAAAUCUCAGUGUUUUUAUUAUAGAUUUAUGUUAAAGAAUCGUUUAAGUAUAGGUAAAAAGAAAUAAUUGCAAGACGCAGCCUUGAUUUUGGCUAAAAAGGCAAAAAAUUGGAUUGCUAAUAAACUGUAAAGAUUAUACGCGACGUCUGGAGUAGUGUCCAUUGCAUAUAUUUGUGUGCGGCGUGAAGAAACGGAAAAGGUGUUCGAUAAAACGACAUACGGGGAAAUCAAGAAAAAAGCAGAGAAAGCGAGUAGGCGAAUAUUAUUACGAGUAUUGAAAACUAUAGAUUGGAUAAACGGAAAAUCGUUAUUGCAGUUAGCUUUUGAUAAAUUGUGCAAAACAGAGUGGAAAUCAAAAAAUUGUCAACAAGAAUUUUCUAUUAUAAGACAAUUUUACAUAUGCACAAAUAUGCAAUCUGCUUGUGGAACUGGUAAAAUCAUCACAUGAUUGGUGAUGGUCCAAAAUUAUCCCGAACAUAUAGAAUAGUGCAAUUUACACGCCUAUGUGAAAAACAUUAAACGUAGUAAAUGUGUGUGCGUGGACAAAUAAUCGAACCCGAAGCCGUAGCGAAAAAAUCGAUUUGGUACAAAUAAAAAACUAUGAAAGUAGUAAUUGUAUGCAAAUUCUAAUAACGAUUGAAAAAUUAUAGUAACACUUCUAUCAGAGGAUCAACAUCAUCAUAAGGAGAUGCAGCUAUAACGUGAAAGUUUGGUUGAUUCUUUUAACAGACACAUAGUCGUUAGACCUGCUCCAAAUCUACGGUCAAUUGCCGACCCAAUGCGAUAAUAACGAAAGUAGAGCCGCCAGCUGUAACUGGACAUCUGACGACUACAGUAACAGUAGCAAAUGCAUUUCCAAAAGGCUAUGUGUUCAAAAAAUGCCCAGAAAUGCUGCAAAAAAAUUAAUUAACGACGAGGUGUGUCUUCCAAUACAAACAGCUAAAAUCGUAACAGAAACAAUAAUUCUUAUAAGCCCUGAGUCCGAUAUACAGCAAAAUAAUACACCAACAGAAUACACUUUAACACAACAACAACAAACACAAGAACAGUCAAACGAACAAAUAGAAUCAGAACAAAAACAAAGACAAGACGAAGUUAAGAACAGACGACAACGUAAAAAACGACGAGGCAGACAGAGAUCCAAGAAACGUAUUACUCGUAAGACCAACGCUGGUCCAGAUAGUGCCAAACCUACAGUCGAAAUAAGUGACGAAGCUGCUAACAAAACACUCACCAAUACCCGAAAGUACGCGUCUAGAAAACGCUAUUCCCCACCAUAUUUUCCCACAUUAUAUCCCAUUGUUAUCGAAACUUGUCCGGAAGCAGAAUUACAAAGUGUUAGCGCAGGCGGUAAAUCGGGUAUCACAGCAGCAGGUGGCACAAGCGCUGUUGUAGCGGGCAACGCUGUUGGUGUACCUCAGGUUCGCCCACCAGUUGGCGCCGGUGGUAGACGUCAACUGCGCAGACGCCGAAGCGUCACCAAUUUUACCAAACGCAAGAAUAAAACUAAAGCUAAAGCGGCGGCAGCAGCAGCAGCUACCACAACAUUCUCUGCGCUCAAAGUUUCCGUUAAGAGCAAGGAAACUGUUGAGCGCCUAGCGAGCUUACGUAAUCGCAAGAAAUUAAAGGAACGCAUUUCGGAGAAGAAGAAACAAAGCGCAUUCGAAAGAAGCAGUGGCGACCUGCGGGUGAAAAGACACGCAGCUUGGUUCCAUUUAGAUGAGGCGUUGCUGAACAAAAUCGAACCGCUAGAAGUAGAGGUGAAAAAAGGUGGUAGCAAGCGCAAACGCGACAGCAGUGUUGCAGCAGCACGCAAGCGCAACAGCAACACACACAAACUCACACCGCCACCGGUGUUACACUUAUCGCCGAGCAGUUUCGAUUUUGCUGCGCUCCAUUGCAUUGGCGUCCCGCCAGCGGCUGAGAUUAUCGUCACACCCAACAUUGUUAUAGCGCCGGCAGCUGAUAGUCCAGCCAGCGUAAACCCACCGGCCGCAACAUCACCCUUUACAGUAUCUGCAGAUUUAACUGGCAGAACAACGCCAACGGCCGUAACUGGUACCGCAUUAACAACACCAGCUCCAGCAGCAAGAACAACUUGCGUAACACCGGUAAGUAGCGGCAGCGUUAGGAAACGCCCACGCGGCAUAAUGUCGCUUUACGAGCGCCGCUACCAGACUGCAGACACGGACACGCGCGCCGCCGCGGGCGUUGUCACCAACGGUUAUCUUAGCUCGACGCGCACUUCUUCCGCGUCAUCCAGCGCCGUACAUUCGGAUACCGAUAAUACACAGGACAUCACACAACAAUACUAUAUGCCAGUGACAUCAGCUUCCACCAGUGGGCUCGCCGGCAGCGCCAACAGCAGCGGCAGCGCUGUAGUUGCCACAACUCAAUUAGGCAAUGGUAACACACUGAAUCACGCGCCUUCCAUGGCGACGCUCUGCAACAUCGGUAAUACUUGCUACCUAAAUUCGGUGGUGUAUACAUUACGUUUCGCACCGCAAUUUCUACACAACCUUCACCAUCUCAUAGUGGACUUGUCAAGCAUACAGCAGUGCAUUGCGCGUCAGCGCGCAGCCAAGUCUUCGUCAUUGGGACGCGGCAUUAGCGCGGUGCAAUUGGAAAAUACGCGCAGUUUCAGCAGCAAAGACUUGGCAGCGCUAGAACAGAACGCGCUCAUGAGUACGAGCGGAUGCGGCGGCGGUAUCGGGCAAAAGAGUAGUCACCAAAUGCUGACUGAGCGCUUGCAUGAGCUCUAUCAGUGCUUGCACCGCAAUGAGGUGGCCGAAUCGACGGAGCCCUUUCACGCCGACACUCUGCUACAUGCUGUGCAGGAUGUGAAUGCGAUCUUUGAGGGCAACCAGCAACAGGACGCGCAUGAGUUUUUGAUGUGUCUGCUGAAUAGUAUACGGGAAACUUGUCAAUUGCUGAUCAAAGCGAUCGGCGAGUAUCCCGAUCUAAUAAUGAAUGGUUACAUACGCAAUCCCGACGAGUUGGAUGGCUAUGCUAGCGAACGCGACACACAAAGCGGCAUCACCGGUAACGCCAAUAGCAGUAAUGCGCUUAGUGCUGGUGGGUCUGCUGCAACCAGCUCUACCAAUUCAACGCUAUCUAGUCUCAGCGCAAGCAACAUAACGAAAGCGUCGUUCUUCUCGCGCAAGUCCAAGCGAAAAGACGAAUCGAAAAGCUCCAAGAACACACGUCUGCAAUCUCCACUCAAGGAUGGGCAAAGCGGCGCGGGCUUGCAGGCAACUGCAAACAGUCUCUUCUACUUGAAUUCAGUGGAUCUUAGCGGCGCCGCGUCAACCAACACCAACGCGCUGGCCGCAGCGAACGCCACAUCGGCGAGCAGUCCCAGCGCUGUGGUGAAAGGUGUUUCGAUCUACACCACUGGCACUGAAUCCAGCAGUGAACUCUCAUCGCCGGUGAGCGCGUUGAAAGAUAAAGAGCGUUUGGCUGAGAAAAUACGCGAAUUGGGUUUGGACUUUUUUAGCGAGGACUUCGAGGGUGUUACCAUCUCUACUACGAAGUGCUUGAGCUGUGAAACGGUGACGGAGCAGAAGGAGAGUAUGAUUGAUAUCGCGGUACCGGUGCCCAUUUCCGGCUACGAUUUAACCGACUACGCAGACAAACCCAGCGCGUUUAUACAGAAUUCUUGUGUGACCCGUGAGUUUUUCCGUGGCGAGAAUAAAUAUCGUUGCGAACAGUGCACCGGCUACACCGAAGCAAUACGCUCCAUUUCGUAUGAAGUGCUGCCGCGUCUACUGGUCAUACAAUUGAGCCGCUUCUCCGGCGGCAUGGAGAAGAUAAACAGUUACAUACCCACAUCCUUCACAUUGCAAUGCUUCUGCGCGAAAUGCUGCAAACUCAGCGACGCCAAUAAGCUGCACAUCUACAAAUUGUACAGUGUGAUAACGCACGUGGGCGCCACCAUGUCUGUAGGGCAUUACAUCGCCUACACUUGCUCACUCGACUGGGCCAAUGAGUAUGUGAAUUGCCCGAAAGAUCGACGCAACGUCAAUACUAAUAAUAGCUCACAGCAAAUGGGCACGCAGGCGAACGGUUUAACGAACAAUAGUCUCUACCCGCUGGCUGGCGCGGGCGGUUCGGCGGCAUCAGGCGGCGGCUCGACGCCUAACGAACGCAGCAGUCCCGGCAUACAAGCCGCCUCGGCAGCGAGCGCAGCCGCUUCGGUGCUCGCCUCGUCGGGCUCCAGUCUGAUGAAGAAGAUGAAGUUCGGCCGCAGUAAAGCGUCGAGCAGCGGUGAUAUGAGUAAGAAUAUGAAAAAUUUGAAUGGCAUCACCAGUAAAACGAUUACGAAUGGCAUUGGCAAGCUCAGUAUGAAUACAACAUGUCAUAGUUUGACGUGUUGCGCGACGCGCAUUUGCAGCGUGCAACAGCAACAGCAAUUGCAACAACAGCAGCAACAGCUGAGCGCCAGCAACAAUGAGUUGAGCGAAGAAACGCUGCAGAAUGGCUCGAAUCACGCGUCUUCCACCAUGAGCAUCAGUGGUAGCAGCAACACCGGCGCCGGCGGCAAUGGCAGCGGCAGCGCCACUGGUAGCGCCGGCAGCAGCACAACCAGCGGCUAUAAUAGCUACCCAGUCGGUUAUGGCAGCACUGGACGCGGCGGCACCAAAGCCAGCACUCUUGGCGGUUAUGCAUCCAGUUGUGGCAGCCUGUCGGGGGCGGGUAGCAGCAAUGGCGAACCCAUCUGGUACAUGUGCGACGAUGAUAAAAUCAAAGCGAUGACACAACGUGAAUUCGAGGAACUACUGUCUCCAGCGCGCAAAAUCACAGUGACGCCGUACCUUCUCUUCUAUGCGCGCUUCGAUUUGCAGACAUCGACGCCGUCUAGCGCUAAAUCCAACUUGAAUGCGCCGCAGCAGUCCGCAUGGUCCAGUGAGAGUUUGACGCAGCAUCCAGGCGCCACAGCCGCAGCACUGCAUAAAAUGUGAGUAACGCUUAGCGAGUCGGCCCAACAGCAAAUGCAGCUACAGCAGCUGGACCAGCUAAUGGAUGCGGUGGCAUUGACGGCGCAUAUGCGCAAAUCCAGACAGCAUAGUUGUGCUCGUCGGCGCUGCAACUGUGAACAGGUAAUUUAAUUGGCGGUUGCGAUGGCGCGGGAGAAUGACAAACGCGCAGCGGCAAAACGUUAUGAAGUGAAGCGUAGGAGGCGUCGCGUGCCAGCAAGCAGCGACCGCAUUGCGGACACACGUUGUUGUGCUGGUUGUGAACGAAAAGGUUGCGCAAUGGCCGCGUCAUCGUUGGCGAGUACACAUCAGCGUUUAUUCUUCACGCCUGCAUCUUUUCCCAUUGUGAUUGUGCUAAUUUUAAUUGUAAUUAUUAUAGCAAUUAUGCUUAUUUGUAUACCGUAUUAUUAUUAUCAGCGUUAUUUUAGUAAAAACACAUACUAACACACACACACACACUCACAUACAUUACAGUAAGCAUUCAGUUUGUUAUAAUUGAUGCGCAAAUUAUGCUAUUAAAUAACAUUUUCGCAUUUCACAUUUUCACUAAGCAAUUAAAUAUUAUUAUUGUACGUGGUAUACUAAUGAUAAGUGAUAUAUUUUUGUUAUAACCGUAGUUUUUAAUUACAUACUCUUCUGCUCUAGGUAAAUAGCUAAGCGAUUUUGGAUUUAAUUUCAUAUUUUCAGCCAGACAAGCAAGCAAAUCUGUUUGCAACGUUUACUUUUACAUUUAAGUUGCGCUAACCUGAGCGAGUAAGCAGCGUCUAGCCGUCGCUCAGCAUAGCUACUCAUUAUAAUGUAUUUACAUAUUUUCCGUUUUAAUUUUUCACUUAAAAACUCAUUGGUAAAUAACAUAUAUAUAAAUAACCCGUUCAACGCAUUAAUUCGGUUUGCUUAUGUUGGAAAAUCGGCUAUCCCAUCAACAGCUGGACUAGUAAAUGUUAUUAAAAUUGCAUGCAUUUAGGCGCUGGGCAUCUUCUUGACAAAUUUCAGUUGUUCAUUUGUGUUCUUUUGAUAUUAUUGUUAUUGUUGUGACAACAAGAAACAUUGCCCAGAUAGAUUUGGGGCGGGCUGCUGAGCUGCCGGCCAUGGCCGUGUAAAACACCGAGUCCUUGUGGUUCUGUAGACCCGACUGACUAAUUAUUAUUUUUUUUCUGCAAUUAGGCUCACCGCACAUUUAGUUUAUUUUUUUUUUCAUCGCGCGCUCACAUCAGUAUUUCAGAAUGCAUACGAUUUUUUAAACCUACUUUUAUUGCAGCUCUAGUCUUACAGCGCUUACUAAGUGCGUUGAAGAAUUGGAAAUUUUACUAGCUUUUCAUUCUUUGCAAACAAAAAGCGACAAAGUGUUAAAAUUACACAAAAUCGCGUAAUUAAAUUAUAUAAAGUGUUUCCAUAUGAAAAUAAAAACUUUAUUUUAUUACAAAAAAAAAAAAAAAAUUUGUUAAAAUAAAUGAAACAAGAAAACAAAAACAAAUUGACUGAUUCCUCCCAUUUAUACAUAUUCUUAUACGAACCUAAAGGCAAUGCAAGAAAUUAAAAUUAAAAAAACUAAUCAAUAUAAACCCGAUUGGCGCAUUAAAAAUUAAGUUUCUAUGUUUACAAAAGCAAAAAAAAAAAAAAAAAAAUACUACUUAAAAAGCCUUAGGCUUGUUUGUAUUCUACAAUUAAGCGAUAAGUUAUGUUAUAGAGAGCUGUUAAGAAAUAAGUGAGACAAAAAUAACAACAAAAAUAUUACAAAAAAAUGUUAAUUAUUAAGCAAAUUACAAGAAUAAAGAAACAGCAUUAUUAACUAACGAGAA
Molecule: messenger RNA, 6869 nt
Organism: Bactrocera neohumeralis
Lineage: Eukaryota; Metazoa; Arthropoda; Insecta; Diptera; Tephritidae
Gene: Usp1
Exons: 5
Coding region: 973-5055 (1360 amino acids)
Biological process (GO): protein deubiquitination
Cellular component (GO): nucleus; cytosol
Molecular function (GO): cysteine-type deubiquitinase activity; cysteine-type endopeptidase activity
Source: RefSeq, a predicted model, not a curated record